UUUCUUGCAGCUAUGCCUCGUCUCUUCCCAAAAGUAACCCUGAGUGAGGAAGAUGAGGAGCGACAGCUCAGGGCAGAGAAGGUGUAUGCUUCAGCACUUAAGGAGGAAGAGAAUAAGGACACCAUGUCCAUGUUCACAGUUCCGGAGGACUGUCCAAUUGGCCUGCAACAAGCCAAAGAACUUGAGCUCCUUAAGGAGCUGGCAGAGCAGCAGUCAGAGGAGAGUGCUAAGAGGAGGAAAAGUCUCAAGAUCAUUCGAUCCCGGUCGAUGUCCCUGCAGUUUUCUGGGACUACAGAUUGGGCUCGUUCAUUGGCGGAUACGCCGUUCAUGUCCCCUAGCUCCACAUGCUCAUCCAUGCUUGAAAGCUACCCUGAUUACCAGAGAGUUACCAUCAGUGGGGAUUACUGUGCAGGAAUUACAGUAGAGGACUACGAACAGGCAGCCAAAAGCCUUCUUAAAGCUCUACUUCUUCGUGAGAAAUACUCCAGACUUGCCUAUCACAGAUUCUGCAGAACUACGUCACAGUUUCUCCGGAGUGCUGAAAACAUGAAAUGGAAUGAAGAGGAUGAGGUUCGACCAGAUAUGUGGCCGUCUCCUAUAGGAGGGGAGGAUCCAUACAGCAUGGAAAACAUUCCAGGGAAUCUAAACUAUCUACUGAAGAUGCAGGAUGGAAUAAUUUAUGUGUUUGACAAUGCUGAGGCUCUGACAGAAACACAACCACAUGACCUUCCUUACCCAGAUUUAGAGACCUUUGCCAUAGACCUCAGUCAAGUGCUGGCAAUGAUUGCAGAUGGACCCACGAAGACCUAUUGUCACAGACGGCUAAACUUCCUGUGGUCAAAGUUCCACCUCCAUGAGAUGCUCAAUGAGAUUGCUGAACUGAAGGAACUGAAAAGUGUUCCUCACAGAGAUUUCUACAACGUCAGGAAGGUGGACACACAUAUUCAUGCAGCUGCCUGCAUGUCUCAGAAGCACCUGCUCACCUUCAUGAAGAAAACAUAUAAGAAUGACAAAGAGCGCCUGGUGCUGGAAAAUGCUGGACAAAGGAUGAGUCUCAAGCAGGUUUUCCACAGCCUCAACAUGAAUCCCCAUGACCUCACUGUGGACUCACUGGAUGUACAUGCUGGGAGACAAACCUUCCACCGGUUUGACAAGUUCAACUCAAAAUAUAACCCGGUGGGAGCGAGCGAGCUGAGAAAAAUCUUCUUGAAAACAGACAACCUCAUUAAUGGAGAAUAUUUUGCUUGCAUCAUAAAGGAAGUGGCUCAUGGCCUGGAGGAGAGUAAGUACCAGCAUGUGGAGCCCCGCCUCUCCAUCUAUGGACGCUCCAAAGACGAAUGGAUCAGUUUGUCAACAUGGUUUAUUCAGCACAAAGUGCACUCACCCAACAUGAGGUGGAUCAUUCAGGUGCCCAGAAUAUAUGAUAUUUUCAAGUCAAAGAUGCUGGUCCCCAAUUUUGCCAAGAUGCUGGAGAACAUAUUCCUGCCUCUGUUUGAGGCCACUGUUAACCCACAGGAUCACAAGGAGCUUCAUGUUUUCCUCAAAUAUGUGUCAGGAUUUGACAGUGUGGAUGAUGAAUCCAAACAUAGCGAUCAUAUGUUCUCCUACAAGAGCCCAAAACCAGAACAGUGGACUACAGAUGACAAUCCUCCUUACAGCUACUAUGUCUUCCACAUGUAUGCAAACAUCAUGGUCCUCAACAACCUCAGAAAAGAACGUGGACUGAGCACCUUCACAUUCCGUCCCCACUGCGGAGAAGCUGGAUCAAUCACUCACUUGGUCUCUGCCUUUCUCACAGCUGACAACAUCUCACAUGGACUCAACUUGAAGAAGAGUCCCGUACUGCAGUACCUGUACUACCUGGCUCAGGUGCCCAUUGCAAUGUCUCCACUCAGCAACAACAGCCUGUUCCUAGAAUACUCCAAAAAUCCUUUGAGAGAGUUUCUGCAAAAAGGCCUUUGUGUAUCACUGUCUACAGACGACCCCUUGCUGUUCCAUUACACUAAGGAGCCCUUAAUGGAGGAGUACGCCAUCGCAGCGCAGCUGUGGAAGUUCAGCACUUGUGACGUUUGUGAGAUUGCGAGAAACAGUGUUUUGCAAAGUGGCCUCUCUCACCAGGAAAAGAAGCACUUCUUAGGCGUGAACUACUUGAAAGAUGGACCUGAAGGGAACGAUAUCAGUCGAACCAACGUAGCCCAGAUCCGCAUGGCCUACAGACACGAGACACUGUGCAACGAACUCAGCUUCUUAGUCGAUGCCGUGAAGUCAGAAGCCAUGAAUUCCUAUGAAGCAUAAUAUGCAUGAACUCAGCAUUGUAAUAAUUAGGUGCUUUAACACCAAAAGGCUGCAGUGACUCCAAAUGAAAUUCUAAACAAAACAAACAAGCAAACAAACUUUCAACUUAGCAAUGUUUAGUUGGUCGACUGAGACUCCGAAACACCUGAGUUUGAUGGUAGAUGGUCUUCUGUUUGUCAUUGUUUUAGACACACACACACACACACACACACACACACACACACACACACACACACACACACACACACACACACACACACACACACACACACACACACACACACA
Molecule: messenger RNA, 2580 nt
Organism: Thalassophryne amazonica
Lineage: Eukaryota; Metazoa; Chordata; Actinopteri; Batrachoidiformes; Batrachoididae
Gene: ampd3a
Product: adenosine monophosphate deaminase 3a
Exons: 14
Coding region: 13-2295 (760 amino acids)
Biological process (GO): AMP metabolic process; IMP salvage
Cellular component (GO): cytosol
Molecular function (GO): AMP deaminase activity
Source: RefSeq, a predicted model, not a curated record